Centropristis striata (black sea bass) is the source of this 3306-nucleotide messenger RNA. RefSeq names its product TNF superfamily member 10, like (gene tnfsf10l). The record is from RefSeq and is a predicted model, not a curated record. Lineage: Eukaryota; Metazoa; Chordata; Actinopteri; Perciformes; Serranidae. The coding region runs from base 274 to 1275 and encodes 333 amino acids. The transcript is spliced from 7 exons. Gene Ontology annotation, cellular component: membrane. Gene Ontology annotation, molecular function: tumor necrosis factor receptor binding. Gene Ontology annotation, biological process: immune response.
UGCUGCUCUCUCCCGGUUGCAGCCCAUCAGAUCCUCCGCUGCCUCCUCCAGCAGCUCCAGUCCCACUUUACGCAGCAGCUGCGCGCUGAUCAGACCGGGACGGAGCCAAAGUUUCUCUCUCAGCUCGUCUCUCUCUCCUCUCUCCUUCUCCUGCUCCGCAUGAGAAGCUCCAUUGGACGCAUGGAGAUCUAAUUUUGCAACAAUUUUCGCCCAACUCUGUGGAAGUUAGUUGUUGUGGCGCUGUUGUUGUUUUGGCUUGUUCCCUUGGUUUUUAUGGUCUGCUCAUGCGUCGGGAAUGCCAUGGCCACUCCGAGCGCACAGCAGCAGCACCAGGAUUAUUUCAGAUCGGUCAGCAGCGAGUCCACCACCUACAUGAUGGUCCCGGCCGGCGGGCCGAGCGGGACGAGGCGCCGGGAAGCGCCGUCCAAGAUGUGGGUGGCGAUGGUGGUGAUAGUGGUGGUGGUGCUGCAGAUCGCCUCCACCACGGGGCUCUUCCUCUACCUGAACAUGUCCAUAUCUCAGGUGCGUAGCCAGGGGGUGACAGAGGAGCUGAAGUGUCUGAGUUUACUGAACGCUCUGGACAAGGACCAGGACAUCCCAGACCAGCUGGCCCAGCUCUUCGGAGAGCCCUGCAUCAAACUGGCCGAAGGCAUCAAAGCCUACAUCUCCAAGGUGACAGAGAGCAUCAUCUCCAAACAAACCUUCAUAGAGAGGAGAACCAUGCCUCGCUCCUUCAACAACAACACGGGGUCAAAGUUCAUGACCCCACAGAGGCCAUCUGCCCACUUGACCCUCAGAGACACCGGCUCUCAAGGGUUCCCUUCGUACCCGAUCCCCACGCCGGGUCUCCACCAGUCCUGCCGUCACGUGGUCCGCACGUGGGCCAAUCAGAGCUUCGGGGCUCACCUGCACAACAUGACGCUGUCCAAUGGGAAGCUGCGAGUGCCCCAGGAUGGGCGGUACUACCUGUACUCACAGGUGUAUUUCCGUUAUCCGUCUCCAGCAGCCAGUGACGCCGACCAGCGCAGCGUCAGCCACCAGCUGGUUCAGUGUGUCUACAAGAAGACCUCCUACCCCAGCCCCAUACAGCUCCUGAAGGGGGUGGGGACUAAGUGCUGGGCUCCAGACGCCGAGUACGCCCUGCACUCCGUCUACCAGGGAGGACUGUUCGAGCUGAGGGCCGGCGACGAGCUCUUCGUCUCCGUCUCCUCUCCCACCAUGGUCAACGCCGACGACUCCUCCAGCUACUUUGGCGCCUUCCGCCUGGACCUCUGAGAGGAAAGGACGGAAGAGAAGAAAGAUGGAUAACUGGGUGGGCUGAAGACGAGGAGUUAGGGGCCUUUUUGAAUAUCCGUUGAUUGGGAAAAAAAGUGUCAUUUAGGCAGAGCUGCGGGAUGUCGGUCCUCAAAGUUGGCUUGGACGGAAACACUGAAGGAUCUGGGGUUUUAAAGGCUUCGCUUGAGUGAAAGGAAAAAGAAAGUUUGUCUUCCUUACUCUCCAUUGAAAGUGAAACCGAACCGUUAAGAGCAAAGAUAUACAAAGACACAUGUGCGAUCGCGGGAAAAUAAAUGUGAGGAGAUCGAUUUUCUGUUGGUUCUUGGGGAAGGAAAUUGCCUUUUGGAAGUCAAAAAGAGAAGUAAACCACAUGAAAACCCUUAAAAAAAAAAUAAAAAACCUUCCUGCUAGAGAAUUAUCCCAAAGAAAUUAGGCCUCGCUGCUGCGUCGAACCCCAAAGCAACAUGAAUCUCAGCACAGCUCGCACGUCAGCAGCAUUUUUGUGGGAAGCAAUCGGACCCCUCGGAUUUGGAUUGAAGACCGAAGAAUGUACGCUCAAUAAAAACUCAAUCCUCUGCGUCGAAGAUGUGAGGACGGACUGUGGAAAAGGCAAACGAUCAAACCAAAGUUAGAAGAAAUUGUGGAAUAAACUUUUGCAAAAGCGUGCCAUGAGAGUACUGUAAAUAUGAACGGCUGAGAAUGAGACGUAGACAAUGAACUGUGGUGAUUUUAAAAGUAAUUUGUGUGUAUUUUAUCUUUGACUGGACUUAAAACCACUUGGAUUCCGCUGAGGACUUUGUACACUUCGUCUGUGGAUUUUACGCAAAGACAUUUUUGGAGGAGGAGAAGGAUUAUUUACAGAAAAAUGACUGUGAGAAGCAACGUAGAGUGCCUUUUUCUUGAACAUUAAGAGUCUGAGGAGUGAAAAGAAGGACGAGGAACGGGGCAGAAAGCUUGUAAAAGCCCUUAAGAAUGAAAAAAGGAAAGAAGAGAGAGGGAAAAAAGAGGCCGGAGGGUGGCAUGCAGCCCGACCAGUACUGUGUUGUUGAUCUCUUCUCUCUCUUUCACUUUCCAGAGCAAUCUUUUGUCUUUUCUUGUCAAGAAUUUUAAAUAUCUUGUCUUUCUUGUUUACCCUGUGAAGCUGCAUUCAGUUUUUAUUUUAAGGAGAAUCAACCAGCCAGAAAAUAACACAACGACAUUAUGAGGACAAGAUGACACACACACAUGCAAACAUUCACCAACACAAAGAACACAGGCCUGGUUUAUGUGGUUUCAGAUCAAAGAAAAAGGUCCAGGAAAGUUGUUUCUGCAGUAUAUUAAGAGGCAUGUUUGAAGCUGCUUCACACUGAAAUAUCGGCUACUACUUGACUUAACUGUCCCUUAACCCAUUUAGGCCUAAAACGCCUAGAAAAAAUGCCUGUAAAACCUAUACACUGUAAUAAAAAAUAUAUAUAUAUAUAAACAAUAGCUACUCAAUGAAAUUUAGGCAACAGAUUGCCAGCAAUAUUAUUAAUGAAAUCUAACUACAUUACAAGUUGAGUUAAUAACAACUUAACAGGAAGUGCCUGUCAAUUAAAAACUGACUAAUUCUAUUGUGUUGGAUUCAUUCAAAUUUCUCUUGAUUUAGAAUAACAUACACAUAAAGAUUAUAUUUAACCCUCUGGAGUCCACGAAAGCGCCGGAGCACGACUUCUUCAUGACUUCAAAAAAAGACACAAAAAGACACAAAAUGACUAGAAAAGAGAGACAAAAUGACAAAAAAGAAACAACAACAGACACAAAAUGACCAAAAAAGACACAAAAAGACAUGAAAAGGAUUAAAAAAUGGACAAAAUAGUCCAAGACUCCAUAGAGUUAAUGUGAUCAAAAUAAGUAGAUUCUAUCUCAAACCUUUUAUAUUAAAGUUACUUAAACAACCGCCUCAAAAUCAAGGACAAAUUUAUAUUUAAUACAAUUUAUCAAAUAUAUUAAAAUGAAAUGACUACAGAAUAAUUUAUUACAGUGUGCGUAAUGGUAGAAUAAAAACAACAA